Rattus rattus (black rat) is the source of this 2061-nucleotide messenger RNA. RefSeq names its product CUGBP Elav-like family member 6 (gene Celf6). Gene Ontology annotation, molecular function: mRNA binding. Gene Ontology annotation, cellular component: ribonucleoprotein complex; cytoplasm; nucleus. The transcript has 13 exons. The record is from RefSeq and is a predicted model, not a curated record. Lineage: Eukaryota; Metazoa; Chordata; Mammalia; Rodentia; Muridae. The coding region runs from base 215 to 1660 and encodes 481 amino acids. Gene Ontology annotation, biological process: regulation of alternative mRNA splicing, via spliceosome; mRNA splice site recognition.
AGAGCUCUGAGGGGGACUCCAGCCGGACCCCGGCGCCCCGCCCUAGACCACGCCCAUUUCAGCCCCGCCCCUCGCUCUCGUCUGGGCCCCGCCCCCUGGGCAGCCCCCCGUCCUCGCAGGCGGGCCCCGCCCCCUCCCCCAGGCCCUCGCCAGCAGUCCAGGGAAGGGACGGCGGGACAGGCGGGACGCUCGGGAGGGCGGACGGGGCGGGGACAUGGCCGCGGCGCCCGGAGGGUCUGCGCCGCCCGCCGGCCCCGGCCCGCGCUUGGCUUUCAGCACCGCGGACAGCGGCGUCCGCAUGAGCGGGCUGAACCCAGGUCCCGCGGUGCCCAUGAAGGACCACGACGCCAUCAAGCUCUUCGUGGGGCAGAUCCCGCGGGGCUUGGACGAGCAGGACCUCAAGCCGCUGUUCGAGGAGUUCGGCCGCAUCUACGAGCUGACGGUACUGAAGGACCGGCUCACCGGCCUCCACAAAGGCUGUGCCUUCCUCACCUACUGCGCCCGAGACUCUGCUCUCAAAGCCCAGAGUGCCCUGCACGAGCAGAAGACCCUGCCAGGGAUGAAUCGUCCGAUCCAAGUGAAGCCGGCUGCCAGUGAGGGCCGAGGAGAGGACCGGAAGCUGUUUGUGGGAAUGUUGGGCAAGCAGCAGGGUGAGGAGGAUGUCAGACGUCUGUUCCAGCCCUUCGGCCAUAUCGAGGAGUGCACUGUCCUGCGGAGUCCCGAUGGUACCAGUAAAGGCUGUGCCUUUGUGAAGUUCGGAAGUCAAGGGGAAGCUCAAGCUGCUAUCCAGGGACUACACGGAAGCCGGACCAUGACGGGCGCCUCAUCCAGCCUGGUGGUGAAGUUGGCAGACACUGACCGGGAGCGCGCGCUGCGAAGGAUGCAGCAAAUGGCUGGCCAGCUGGGCGCCUUCCACCCGGCACCGCUGCCCCUCGGGGCCUGUGGCGCCUAUACCACUGCGAUCCUGCAGCACCAGGCAGCGUUGCUGGCCGCAGCGCAGGGUCCCGGGUUGGGCCAGGUGGCUGCGGUGGCCGCCCAGAUGCAGCACGUGGCGGCCUUCAGCCUGGUGGCUGCUCCGCUGUUGCCUGCUGCAGCCAAUACAUCGCCUAGUGGUAAUGGCCCUGGUGCACUCCCUGGCCUUCCAGCGCCCAUGGGGGUCAAUGGAUUCGGCUCCUUGAACUCACAGACCAACGGACAGCCAGGCUCCGACUCGCUCUAUAACAACGGGCUUUCCCCUUACCCAGCCCAGAGCCCCGGUGUGGCUGACCCCCUGCAGCAGGCCUACGUUGGGAUACAUCACUAUGCAGCAGCCUAUCCCUCGGCCUAUGCCCCAGUGAGCACAGCUUUUCCCCAGCAGCCUUCAGCUCUGCCUCAGCAACAAAGAGAAGGUCCUGAAGGCUGUAACCUCUUCAUCUAUCACCUGCCUCAGGAGUUUGGGGAUGCGGAACUCAUACAGACAUUCCUGCCCUUCGGAGCUGUUGUCUCUGCCAAAGUCUUUGUGGACCGCGCCACCAACCAGAGCAAGUGUUUUGGGUUUGUUAGCUUCGACAAUCCAACCAGUGCCCAGACUGCCAUCCAGGCCAUGAAUGGCUUUCAAAUCGGCAUGAAGAGGCUCAAGGUCCAGCUAAAGAGACCUAAGGAUGCCAACAGGCCUUACUGAUCUGCGCUUGCUGACCAGUCACAGACAGAAACUGAAGAGUGAAGAAAGGAAACGGAAAAGCACAGAAAUGCUGGAUCGGCCCUUCUGGAAGGAGUGGCGGUGGACGGAGGUGGAUCGGACCCAGGGCUGGCGCCUGGGGCUCAGGCCACUCAUCAUGUGGGUUGUUCCAUGGAGCGCUCAGGCUGGCAGGGCAACCAGUGCUGGCUGAGGAUCGACUGAUCUAAGGGAACCAGCAGAGAGCCUCGGGGGUGCCAAGGGCUUCUCAGCAAGGGAAGCCCAGACUUACUUCGUUCAAAAUCAUAUCAUUCCUUAGUGUUUAGGGACCAAAGGACUAUUGCUUUUUUUUAAGAAUAUAUAUAUAUAUAUCUAUAUAAAUUAAAACAAAGAAAAAAAAAAACAGG